UCGCGGCGAAAACAUAUGUAAACAAAAGUGAAAUUUGGGGAAAUUGCGUUCUUGUACAAGAACAAGUAUUUUUAAUUGUUUAAAGCAAAAGACAGCGCAUUGGAAAUAAGUUUAAUAACAUUUGGCUACCGGGAAGCGUAAGUUGUAAAAUAGUCUAUAUUUUAACUGUAAUCCAACAAAGAUAACCGGGGAAAACAUGGACUGCGCACCACUUAAUUUGGCCCACUUCCACGAGCGAAGAUCGGAGCGGUUUAUCCGGAACCAUCGCUACGAGGAGGCCAUAAAAGCCCUGGAAACCUCGCUUAUUUACAUGCAGGAUGCCCAAAAACGGGUGGCUCUGCCCAAAUCCAAGGAGGUUCUGGACACAUUGACCCUGGAUUUCCAGCGAAAACUGCGCCAAAUUGAGAUGAGGAAGACCCAGCACGGCUUGAAUAAGCUGAAGGACUUUGCCCCUCUGAAGGAAACCAGUCCCAUGUUGCCCCUCCGGCCGGAAAACGGAGCCAGUGGAUCUGGAGGAUCUGCGCAGUCGGUGGCCAAGGCAAUUGACAAAACAGUCCAGGAUUUCGAUGCCAGGUUUACCUCUUCCUUGGUGGCAAGGGCGCCCAACUUAUUGGCCAACUCGGAGCCCCAAAUGGAGACGCUGAAGGGGAGCGAGCCUGCCAAGGAUGAGGAUGAUCGAGAAUCUUAUAAUCACCGGCUGACGGGCAGCGGGGAUCUAGACCUGCCCUCUCUGGCUCCCUUGGAGUUGCCCUCCUUCGAUUACAGCCUGUUCACCAGCUCGUCGGCUCCUUCGCUGGCCAGUUAUGCUGGCAUGGCCGAGAGUUUCCAGAAAUAGAAGUGGGAUCGAAGCUUAAAACCCAUAGACUUUGUUUAAAUUCGGGAGAUCUCUUUGUAACACAGUGCCCCCUGAGUCCAAAUUUAAUUAAGCUCUAAAGAGGUUAUACUUUUAGGUUUACGUGUUCUGAAUUUUGUUCAAAAUUGAAAUGUUGCUUUAAAGUAAACUAAAUUAAAUAGAAUUUAGGUCACUAUCAGGGAGUAUAUUGAUUUGUGAAUAAUUUAACAUUAUUCAAAAGUGUGCAAAUAAAUAUUUAGAUAUGAA
Molecule: messenger RNA, 1099 nt
Organism: Drosophila biarmipes
Lineage: Eukaryota; Metazoa; Arthropoda; Insecta; Diptera; Drosophilidae
Exons: 2
Coding region: 197-835 (212 amino acids)
Biological process (GO): autophagy
Source: RefSeq, a predicted model, not a curated record